Messenger RNA from Histoplasma mississippiense, 375 nucleotides. RefSeq lists its product with no specific name. The transcript has 4 exons. The record is from RefSeq and is a predicted model, not a curated record. NCBI's taxonomy places the organism in Eukaryota, Fungi, Ascomycota, Eurotiomycetes, Onygenales, Ajellomycetaceae. Bases 1 to 375 code for a protein of 124 amino acids.
AUGUGGGAGUAUAAGGCAUUGCAGACUGACAAGAAAGAUGACAAGAAGAACAGUAAAUUCAAUAAUAAAAUUAAUGAAAAGAAGAAUAAGAAGAGCUCUACAAAUGUCUCAUUCAACUUUUUCAACACAAAUUCAAACUUCAAUGUAAAUUUCAGCUUCAAUUUGAGCAGUUGUAUGAACAUUCUCAACCAAGUGACUGUCCGCAAUAAUGAAACAGCCAUCAAUUUUCCCAGCAGUGUCAAGGGCCUGACUGUGAUGACUGCAGAUUCCAACUGGUAUCUUAAUACAGGUGCCAGUUUUCAUAUUACAAAUAAAUGGAGCCUUCUUCACCAUACAAGAAUGUCAGAGGGUGAAGAGCUUCAAGCAGUCUGUUGA